Erpetoichthys calabaricus (reedfish) is the source of this 3139-nucleotide messenger RNA. It is a transcript of the gene wdr36, whose product is annotated as WD repeat domain 36. Gene Ontology annotation, molecular function: protein binding. The transcript has 22 exons. The record is from RefSeq and is a predicted model, not a curated record. Gene Ontology annotation, cellular component: Pwp2p-containing subcomplex of 90S preribosome; small-subunit processome. Gene Ontology annotation, biological process: rRNA processing. NCBI's taxonomy places the organism in Eukaryota, Metazoa, Chordata, Cladistia, Polypteriformes, Polypteridae. The coding region runs from base 129 to 2810 and encodes 893 amino acids.
UGCUUUGUCGAUGUAGCAUACGCUUUAGACAGACAGAGAGAGAGCGAGCGAGCGAGUACCGUUCAGGUCUGGUGCCACUGUACUUUUUGGAGGAGACUAAUUAUCGUCUCUUUUAUUGUGAAUGAGACAUGACUGCGGGAAGAAAGAAAGGGAGCGCCUUGUUCGCAGGCUAUAGGGGUCUGGGACUCUACUCGAAUCAUCUCCCCCACGUGCUUCGCUAUCAUAAGAGGCACCAAGAAUUCUACUUGGUCACCGUGGUGGGCAAAUGUUUCCACACUUACAAUGUGAGUAGCCCCGUGACGAGGGUUUCAGGCAAUGCACUUCCAGAAGAUAUCACUUGUCUUGCUGCUGACAGAAUGUUGGUGUUUACUGCUCAUGGCAAUACUGUGAAUGCAUUUGCUAGAAAUAAAGAGAUUGUUCACACCUACCUGGGCCACAAAGCAGACGUUCAUCUUUUACAGCCAUUUGGAGACCAUUUGAUUUCUGUUGAUAGUGAUAAUGUUCUUAUUGUCUGGGAUACUCAAUCAGAAGAGGAGUAUACGCAGAUUAGUUUUGACAAAACUUUGUUUGUGGUUUCUGCUAUUACCCAUCCAAGCACAUAUCUGAAUAAGAUUUUAGUGGGAAGUCGCCAGGGGAGUUUGCAGCUAUGGAAUAUCAAAAGAAGCAAACUUCUGUAUACUUUCACUAGCUGGGGUUCAGCUGUCACAGUCCUUCAACAAGCUCCUGCGGUGGAUGUAAUAGCUGUGGGUCUUGCUUCAGGUCAAAUUAUUAUACAUAAUAUAAAAUAUGACGAAACACUAAUGAAGUUUCAGCAAGACUGGGGUCCCAUCACAUCAAUAUCAUUUCGAACAGAUGGCCAUCCAAUAAUGGCAGCUGGUAGCCCUCUUGGACACAUUGGCAUUUGGGAUUUAGAAGAUAAGAAAUUAGUUGUACAGAUGAGGGAUUCUCAUAGUACAGCCAUCGCGGGGGUAACAUUUAUCCAUGGAGAACCUCUUCUUGUUACAAAUGGUUCAGAUAAUGCUAUACGGAUCUGGAUAUUUGAUGCCCCAGGAGGUGUUGGCCGUUUGCUGAAGAGUCGCAUGGGACACAAUGCUCCUUCUACCAAGAUAAAGUAUUAUGGCCAAAAUGGACAAAAUAUUCUUAGUGCUGGACAAGAUGGUACUUUGCAGUCAUUUUCUACUACUCAUGAUCGAUUCAACAAAAGUCUUGGACAUGGGUCAUUCAACAAAAAGAAGUCAAAAAAGAAAUCUGUUCAGUAUGAUACUAUGAAACUCCCUCCCAUUACCACUUUUGCCGCAGAAGCAUCACGUGAAAGUGACUGGGAUGGCAUUAUCGCUUGUCAUCGUGGCUAUCUUGUUUCAACAACUUGGAACUAUCAGAAGUCAUCCAUGGGGGCACAUAAACUUGAGCCCGAACGUUUCCACAAAGAUCGUGCUUUGAAUGUGCAUGCUACGGCGGUAGAUAUAACAUCUUGUGGUAAUUUUGUGGUGAUAGCUGUCUCUUCAGGACACAUUGAUGUUUAUAACUUGCAAUCUGGUAGCCACAGAGGACAGUAUGGCACUGAUAAAGCCCAUGAAGGCCCUGUGCGCGGAGUUGCAGUUGAUGGACUUAAUCAGAUAACUGUGAGCACUGGUGCAGAUAAAUUUGUGAAAUUCUGGAAAUUUAAGUCAAAAGAAUUAGUUCAUACCAUUCCUUUGAAUUUUUCACCUUCCUCUCUUCUGUUACAUCGAGAAAGUGGAAUGUUUGCUGUUGCUUUGGAUGACUUUACUGUUAUCAUCAUUGACACUGAAACAAGGAGGAUUGUAAGAAAGUAUUCAGGACACUCAGGAAAAAUAAAUGAUAUGACUUUCAGUCCUGAUGGUAGGUGGUUAAUCACUUCUUCCAUGGACUGUACUGUUCGGACUUGGGAUCUUCCAUCAGGCAGCCUUAUUGACUGCUUUCUGUUAGACUCUGCAGCAGUCAGCAUAACAAUGUCACCCACAGGCAACUUCCUUGCUACUUCACAUGUGGAUGAACUGGGCAUCUAUCUCUGGUCCAACUGCACCCUUUUCAAUCUUAUUUCUCUUCCACCCUUACCAUCUGAUUAUGAACCAUCUGUGGUCAUGCUUCCUGGAGCUUGCCCAGUUGAAGAUACAGAUGUGAUUGAAGUGGAUGCAGAAGUGGAAGCCACUGAGUACGAGUCUCCUGAACAGUUGGAGAAUGAGCUGAUCACUUUGUCCUUACUGCCUGACUCAAGAUGGAAAAACCUUCUUAAUCUUGAUAUUAUUAAGAAGAGAAAUAAGCCUAAAGAACCCCCAAAGACUGCUACAUCUGCUCCAUUUUUCAUCCCAACUGUUCCUGGCCUUGUUCCUCGAUUUGCUGAAGCUCCUGUAGAGAAUUUGGAAGAACAGUCACGAGUUGUGAAUCUUGGAGUACUUGCCCAGAAAUCUGGAUUUUAUGUUCAGCUUGAAGAUGGUUUCCGCUCAAACAACUACACACCUGCUUUUAGAAUUCUCAAAGGAAUGGGACCAUCAAGCAUUGAUAUUGAACUGCGAAAUCUAGCUCCAGAAGGUGGUGGCUCUCUCAUUGUUAUGCAAAGUUUUCUUCAGAUGAUUGUUAGUAUUCUGGAGAGCAAAGUGGAUUUCGAUCUGGCCAUAGCUUAUCUGGCUCUGUUCUUAAAGUUGCACCUGAAGUUGAUUUCUGAGGAGCCAGAACUAAUGAAAGAAGCUACAAAAGUAAUGGAGAAACUGGAAGAAACUUGGACAGAUGUACAAACCAUGUUCAACCAGAGUUUGUGUUUGUUAACAUACCUAAAAAGUGCUUUGUUGUGACUUCCAUUACAUUCAUAUUUUAUUGCUUGGACUUUUGAGGCCCUUUCAGGCUUAAAUAAACUUUCAGUUCGGGUUAAAGCAGAGAUGCCAAUGACUAUUUGAUUACAAGUAGUAACCAAUUUCUUGGCGUCAUCUGUGAAAUCAGUAACAGUCUGGAUCUUGACUAAGAAGAUCAGCAAACUAUAAUAAUUUAAUAUUGCAGCAGUUUAAGGUUUAAUGAAAGAGAUUGCAUUCUUAUAAUGUAAGUACAAGUUUCUUAAUGCUUAUAUGCAGUGUCAUUCCUGAAAAAUUAACAUGAAAUAUUUCUUCAUAAGCCAUCAUCAGUCUUU